CCCCCAAUGUACAACAAGACCCCUUUUUUUUUUUUGCCCCUUUUUUCAUCUGACGUGCCUUCAUGCUAUUGCUCGAAAUUCUCAAGGCGGAGUACACAGGAACAGGGCGUGAACUUGAAGCCUUCAGGGCACGCAUUUGCUGUGCAGAACUGUUUCAGUACUUCUGUUGUGUUUUCUUCACUGUCACAACCAAUUUGUGUUCAUCCCUUCUUCAGUGCAAAAUUGCAAAAAGCAAAAGUCUUUUUCACCUUUUUAGAAAAGGCAAAGAUAUAACGCAACCCUCUUCAGUCUUCACCGUCUCCUGCUUUUUACCAAUAAACCUUAAACAGUAAGGAUUCUCUCUGUGGUUUGUCAGUUUUGCAUUUGGGUAAUCUUUGUUUUGCCUCAAAGUUCCCAAAUUCUCUUCAUUUCUCAAAUCAACUUUCUGGGUUUUUCAUCAGAGGUCCUUUUAUUUCCUUACGCAAGAUUUGGGUGCUGUUUGGCUUCUUGUUAUUGGAGAAUGAUAUUCUGGGUUCUGUUUCUUGUCUUUAAAUUUUGAUCAAUCAUCUUGUUCCUUUUUCUAAUUUGUUAAUGUGGUUUCAAUGGUGAUUUUCCAUUGCCAUGAAAUGUUUAAAUUACUGUCAAUUUAGAUUCGUUUUUCCAUUAAAAUUAUUUGCUAAAUUCAUUAGGAACCAAAUGACUGAACCAUUUUGUGAUUUUGAUGUUUUGCUUGCAUUUUCUGGUUAACAAAUUAUCAAUGUUUAA
This is a messenger RNA of Rubroshorea leprosula, 744 nucleotides long. The record is from the annotation of a GenBank genome assembly. Lineage: Eukaryota; Viridiplantae; Streptophyta; Magnoliopsida; Malvales; Dipterocarpaceae.